AAAAUUUAGCAGUACGCAUGCGCAAACACCCUAGCAACAGUUUCCGUGUUUACUGUCAUGGCGUAGAUGUAAUGAAAAAUUCAUGAAAGUAAUGAUUACCUCGUAAUUAUAGGAAUCUUACACGAAAGGGUCCAAAAUGAGUGAUGCUGGGGCUGAUGGAGCAGACAUGAGGGAGGAGGAAGGCUCCCCUGACACCAUGGAAUAUGCUGCCCCCAUUUCAGCAUUGCCCCCAAAAGUCAUCCAUCAAGAGGAAAGUCAGGUUGAAGUAUCAGCAAGUCCAGCCUUCCAGUGUCUUGAUGAGUUAUUUCAUGAAGGAAAACUCACUGGUACAAAAGUUGCACAUUUGAAGGCAAAGUAUACAGAGCUACAUGAAAUACUCAAAAAUACAAGAGAGAAUGAGACCAGUUUAUUGACUCAAGCGAAGGAAUUCUCUGCGGAUCUCGAUCGUCAACGUAUAGAAUUAGAGAAGGCUGACAACUUUCCUGACGGUUCAAACUCUGAAGUUUCAAAGAUGAGGCAGCAACUGUUGAAGUAUAACAACGACUUGAAACAAGCACAGGAACGCCAGUAUCAGCUCGAAUAUCAGAUAGAAAUUUCCACAGAAGAGAAGAAAUUGAUGGACAGAGAAUAUGCUAGAAUGCCUAAAGCAGGGGAAAUCGAAAAGAAGAUCAAAGAGUUACAACAGGCAUGUGAUGAUAUGAAGAAAGAAAUAGUUCAGCGACAACUUGAGGUGAAAACAUUGAAGGAAGAUCUUGAUACAUCCAGUCGGCAAGUUGGCAUUGAUACAAAAGAAUAUGAAAAACUUACAGAAAAAAUGGAAAAUCUAAAGGGUGAUUUGGUGCAAGUAAAUACUAUUCCCAACCAGAUUGCGAAAGAGGCCGAUAAACUGGCUAGGAAAAAGAAUGAACUACAGAAUCAGCUAGGAGCAUUAGAAAAAGAUUUCCAAGAUAUAGUUCAUCAAAAGAAGAAUAUUGAAAACAAACUGCACCAGCUUGAGGAAGAAAAAUACGACAUGGACAAUGAUGUUGAGAAGCAAAGGUCACAUUUGAAUGAGAAAGAUCGAGAAAUGGAAGUGCUACAGAAAGACUUUGAAUAUGCUAAAGAUAGAGAGGCAGUGUUGAUGGGAGAUAGAGCAACACUUGACUUAAACUUACGCCAUAUUCAUCUGGAGAAGAAAAAUGCCCAUGAUGUUCAUUCAAGAAAAAUGCGGGAAAAAGACAGAGACAUUAGGAAUUUGAAAAAAGCAGAACUUCAAAUGAGAGUAGCAGAUGAAACAUUAAAUCAUACAAAAUUAAUACAUGAAAAGAUAAAAGGUCAGGUAGACUCAUUACCCAAGGAUGAUGGUACGCUUCAUAAGAAGAGGGAAGAAUUACAGAAAGAAGUUGAACAAACUAAGAGGGCUUUGGCAACUCAGAAUUCCCUGACAGCUGUGGAGCACGUGAAACUGGAGGCUAGUGCAGCAGAGGAACAAAACCUGUUGUAUGAACAGAGUGAUCUAAGAAUUGAGGUUGUGGAACUUACAAGGCUUGCAGCAAUUAAGGCUGAUGAGAGAGAACAAAAGGCUCGAGAUUUCAUGCGUGCUGAAAUGAGAUACCACAAAGCUGUUGAGGAUCUAAAAACUAAACAGUUACAGAUACAAGAUCAUGAGAAAAAGCAUAAAGAAAUGCAAGUCAAGUUAAAGGAUUUCGCCAAGUUGUACGACGUUAUAAAGAAUGAGCGUAACAAGUGUGUAAAUUUGAUCCAGACAAGUACACAGAAAGCUGCUGAAAUGAGAGAAAAGAUCAAAAUCUUGCAGAAUGAGAUUGAGAUCCUACGCACUGCCGUCACUCAAAAAGACAGAUAUUUACAGAAACAGAGAUUAAAACACAUGAACAGUAUAGUAAUGCGGGAUGGUUUGAGGAAUGAGGUUGCUAAGCAACAAAGAAUAGAGGAAGAAAUGCAUGAACAGCGUGAACAACAGAAAAUGGACAUAUCUAAAUUGAAUACAAUGAUAAAUCAAGCCGAGGAACAGAUGACUAAGUUAAGAAAUAGAUACGAGAAAGCCAUCACACAUAGGAAUGAGAGAGGUAUCAAGUUGAUUGAGAGAAAUGAGGAGGUCUGCAUUUUCUAUGAAAAAGUAAACAUUCAAGAUCAAAUGAUCCGGAAUGGUAAUGUAGAGUUACAGGCUAGGGAAGAAGAGAUACGGUUUAUACAGAUGCAAAUGAAUGAAGAGAAGCGCUCUAUUGGUGUACUUCGUGCUCAAACACCAAACAGAGUUAACCUGGAAGGAGAACUAGUCACUUUACAAAUACAGCUUCAGCAAUGUCAAGAUCGUAUGCUGGAGUUAGAGAAGAACCUGGAAAACCCUUACGAUGAAAAACGUGUUCGCUACCUUGAAGGCAAAGAUCUUCCGCCUGCAGAGAUGCACGAAAAGAUUGAAGAUCUUGAGACUCGACUAUCAGAGAAAGAGGAACAACUGCUAGAGAAAGAUUUGAUAUUUGAGCAAGUAACGAGACUGGCCGGUAGAGUUAGAAACAAAGCCGAGACUGGAAAAGAUGAUACUCUGGAUCUUGCUAAAAAGGUGAAUGAAUUACAAUUCAAAAUAAAAGAUACGACACGUAAGAUGAUGGCGAUGGUAUCGGAAGUGUCAAUGAACCAGGCUAAUGCCAUGAAGCUGCAACAGUCUCUGAAAGAGAAAGAAUCCGAGCUGGAACAGAGUUAUAUUAGAAUGGAGAAGGGUGAACCACCAAGUGAAGAGAUUGAACGCGAUUGGUUGAAAUAUCUGAGGGACGAGGAUAGAAGAGCAUUUGAACACGAGGAGAAGAGAUUGAUUGAGGAAGAGGAAGAACAAUACCAGAUAGCUGGAGGUGUGACAACAACUGCCGAACCUAGACCCAAUGCCUACAUCCCAGAUGAUGACAGUGAACUGCCAAUUCCACGUCCAUAUGGCAGACAUGCUCCGUUCAAACCCACAGAACCAGGAACUACAAUGCGUCACAUCAGAAAACCUGUUCCUAAACCUAUUGAAAUUUAAUACUUUCAUGAACAAUUUGAUAUUUGAAAGUAUGAAAGAUGGUGUUAAAAAAUAUAUUUUCAAGGGGGAAAAUGGAGGUCUGUGAUAUGUUUUGUUUCAGGCAGUUAUAUGCUUGUACAUACUUGUAUGCCUUCUUUAUUGUUCUUAAAUCAUUAAAAAAUACGUAAUAAAGUAUGAUGCUUUAACAUUGUAGUUUAUGAAUUUAAUGAUAAAAUGUGG
This is a messenger RNA of Mercenaria mercenaria, 3232 nucleotides long. Its product is annotated as coiled-coil domain-containing protein 146-like. Gene Ontology annotation, cellular component: cytoskeleton. The transcript has 19 exons. Bases 137 to 3013 code for a protein of 958 amino acids. Lineage: Eukaryota; Metazoa; Mollusca; Bivalvia; Venerida; Veneridae. The record is from RefSeq and is a predicted model, not a curated record.